Molecule: messenger RNA, 1200 nt
Organism: Brassica oleracea var. oleracea
Lineage: Eukaryota; Viridiplantae; Streptophyta; Magnoliopsida; Brassicales; Brassicaceae
Product: F-box/kelch-repeat protein At4g19930-like
Exons: 1
Coding region: 1-1200 (399 amino acids)
Molecular function (GO): protein binding
Source: RefSeq, a predicted model, not a curated record
AUGUUCUUACGGGAGAGAAGAAAAGAAAGAGACAUAUGCAAGAGCCAUGAACUUCCCUUUGAACUCGUGAUCGAGAUUCUCACUAGACUUCCUGCUAAAUCCCUUAUGAGGUUCAAAUCCGUAUCAAAGCUCUGGUUAUCUUUAAUUUGUUCCCAAUACUUCACCGACCGUUGCCUAAAGGUUUCAUCAUCCUCGCUGCGUAUAUACAUGUGGUUGAGCUUCGGCAAGCGCCCUUUCAAAAAUGUAUUACUAUCAUCAUCGUCACCUUCGGACCAUACUACUAUGUCGUCCUUUGUCGUUGACCAAGAUUUGACUAUCGCAGCGAUGGAAGGCUACUCUGUCUCUCAAGUUUUUCGCAGUUUGAUGUGCUUUAUAAAUGGUCCAAGUGCUAAAAUAUAUAACACUGCGACUAGGCAACUUGUCCUGUUACCCCACAUAGAAGGAUCCAACAUCAUAGCUGAAGAUCACAAGGAUAAGAACUUCAUGUACCAUAUCGGACAUGAUCCUGUUCAUGAUCAAUAUAAAGUGCUUUGCACAGUUUCAACACAUGGAGAAGGCCGUUGGACGUACCUGUCAGAGCAUUGGGUCUUACUACUAGGAGGAGAUGGAUCAAGUAGGUGGAGACAAAUUUCAAGCCCGUGUCAACCACAUCAUCCUUUAUCACAGAGAUUGAGUAUCAAUGGGCGUAUCUAUUACCUAGCUUGGGAUCGUUUUCUUCAUCCUGUGCUCGUCAGUUUUGAUAUUCAUUCUGAAGAAAUCAGUAUCUUCCAAACACCUGAAGAUAUCGCCUUUUACCAUCUUACUACUGCUCUUAUAGAAUAUGGUGGAAGAGUAGCUCUUUUAAACCAUAUCGUUUUUGGAGAAAGAGGUGAGAUGGAACUAUGGGUUAUGGAUGAUCCGGAGAAGAUUAUGUGGUCGAGGAAGAGUUUUGUGUUGCAUCCUUCUCAGAUGCAUUUACUCAAUGGCAUCCGUUUGAGGGUACAAGGUACAACUAGAAACGGUGAGGUUAUUUUGGUACCUCAAAAUACAUGUCAUGAUCCCACCACUUGCCAGACGAUCGUUCAACCUCAAAGUAGCACUCUUUUCCACAUUUUUCUUUACAAUCUACAAAACAACCAUUUGAGAAAAGUUGAAAUAAAAAAAACAUUCAACCGCUAUCUUACUAAAAUUUGGGACGUUAUUGGAUUAGAUGAUGUUUAG